AUGUUGUUCACCAGCGCCGUCGCCAGUGCCUUCUUGAUUGCAAGCAGUCUUGCUGCUCCCCAUCCUAUCAAUGAACUCGGGCCCAUCAAAAUGUCUCCCCGCGAGUACUGGGCCUUUGCUAUUAAGCUCCGUGAUGACUCGGCAAAGGAGAAGCGUGCACCUGAAGCUGAUAUUGCUGCUCGUGAGUACUGGGCAUUUGCAAUCAAGCUCCGCGAUGGUGUCACUGCGAAACGCGCCAUUCUUGAGUCACAAUGUGAGCAAGCGGAGGAGGGCAUUUACUGCACCUACACAAGUGCAGAUAUUGAGGCAUAUGGCAGGGGCUCUAAGCUACAGGAAGGCUGCGUCACUACUGAUACAGGAGUGUCAUGUUUCUAUCCCGGAGCAACUCCUGAAGAUGCUGCGUCACAAUAA
This is a messenger RNA of Trichoderma harzianum CBS 226.95, 411 nucleotides long. RefSeq lists its product as hypothetical. The record is from RefSeq and is a predicted model, not a curated record. The transcript is spliced from 3 exons. Lineage: Eukaryota; Fungi; Ascomycota; Sordariomycetes; Hypocreales; Hypocreaceae. Bases 1 to 411 code for a protein of 136 amino acids.